Panthera uncia (snow leopard) is the source of this 4597-nucleotide messenger RNA. RefSeq names its product high mobility group 20A (gene HMG20A). The coding region runs from base 1088 to 2131 and encodes 347 amino acids. The record is from RefSeq and is a predicted model, not a curated record. Gene Ontology annotation, cellular component: nucleus. The transcript is spliced from 10 exons. Gene Ontology annotation, biological process: regulation of gene expression. NCBI's taxonomy places the organism in Eukaryota, Metazoa, Chordata, Mammalia, Carnivora, Felidae.
UGAAGAUCAUCUCUCUUUUGCUGUUGUUACUGGUUCGUCUCGGUUUGAGGCCGUCUGAAUGGGGGCGCUUCACUUCCGGCUGGGGGAGGGGAGGAAGACCGUCCUGGGGGAGGGGGAAAACAUAACCCAUUUCCUGUGGGGGUAGGGUGAUGGAUUGGGGGUGUCCAACUCCCUUCUAGUGCCGGUGAAGGCUUGAAAAGGUGAUACUUGGUGCCAUUUGCAUAGACGGUAUCUUAAAGCCUUGGGAUUGUGUUUUACGUGAAAAGUUAUGUUGUUCCACAAAGUUGUGCUAAUCACCAGCCUCCAGUCAGAAUUUGAGUUUUGUUUCCAUGUGUAAGAUGGAAAAUUUCCUUCCCCCAAAUUUUUUUAAAUGCCUUCAUCAAAGUAUUUGAAGACCCUUGUUAAAAUUUCUCAGUUGUACAAGACAGACUUUCUUGUGUGAUUAAUGAAUUGCCCACCUCUGCUCCCCUACUCAAGUCCAACCUUGACUGAGUGAGGUAUAGUGGUGUUCUCUGCCUUGACAUGCCACAGGAACUCUGUAGCUGCUCUUAUAAGGAGGUGGUUCAUUACAGGACUCAAUGGUUUACAUAAAUUAUGAGGCAUUUUCGCCUUACAAACGUGGAAGUAUUGUACUGAAGUACUGAAAUACUUGGUAUUACCUCGACUGAUAACCAUUGUUAUCUUAAAUUCUUAGGCCUGUUUAUUUUAGGCUACAGAUUUUACUCUGUACCUGAAAACAAGUUCCUCAGCCUUAAAAAUUCUUACAUGUAACUUAACAUAUAGCAUUUGUGAAAGUUGUGCUUUAGUACAUUUUUCCCCUUUAUAAUUUAAUUAAUGUCAGCACCAAUUAAAAACUGGUAUCUGCUCUUUGUGGUUUUAAACCAUGGUGCAAGGAUCAUGGUACUCAGCUAGAUUUUAAAGUGGUAAUAAACACAAUUUUGAUUCCUUGGCUGCUCCUUUCAGGUACCACUGUGUGUGCGUGUACUGAAGGAAUCAAACUUUUUGGAGCUUAUGAAAUCUCAACUUUAGUAAUUUUAGAACAUCAAGUGAACUGUAAUGUCUUUUUAAAGACAUUUUGAAAGAAGAGAUGGAAACCUUGAUGACCAGCUCUACCCUGCCACCCCUUUUUGCAGAGGAAGAUGGCUCCAAGGAGAGUAAUGAUCUGGCCACAACUGGGUUAACCCACCCAGAGGUUCCAUAUAGUAGUGGAGCCACAUCAUCCACCAACAAUCCAGAAUUUGUGGAGGAUCUCUCCCAAGGUCAGUUGCUUCAGAAUGAGGCUUCAAAUACAGCAGAAGGCACUGAACAGAGGCAUGAAGAUGAGCAAAGAAGUAAACGAGGAGGUUGGUCCAAAGGAAGAAAGAGGAAGAAACCUCUUCGAGACAGCAACGCACCCAAAUCCCCCCUUACAGGAUAUGUUCGAUUCAUGAACGAGCGUCGAGAACAGCUUCGAGCAAAAAGACCAGAAGUCCCAUUUCCAGAAAUCACAAGGAUGUUAGGCAAUGAAUGGAGUAAACUGCCCCCUGAGGAAAAACAGCGCUACCUUGAUGAAGCAGACAGAGAUAAGGAGCGUUACAUGAAGGAACUGGAGCAGUAUCAGAAGACUGAGGCCUACAAGGUCUUCAGUAGGAAAACCCAGGACCGUCAGAAAGGCAAAUCUCAUAGGCAAGAUGCAGCCCGACAGGCCACUCAUGAUCAUGAGAAAGAAACAGAAGUAAAGGAACGGUCUGUUUUUGACAUUCCUAUAUUUACAGAGGAAUUCCUGAACCACAGCAAAGCCCGGGAGGCAGAGCUCCGCCAGCUUCGCAAAUCCAACAUGGAGUUUGAGGAGAGGAAUGCAGCCCUGCAAAAGCACGUGGAGAGCAUGCGCACAGCAGUGGAGAAGCUGGAGGUGGAUGUGAUCCAGGAGCGGAGCCGCAACACGGUCUUACAGCAGCACCUGGAGACCCUGCGGCAGGUGUUGACCAGCAGCUUUGCCAGCAUGCCCUUGCCUGGAAGUGGAGAGACACCUACAGUGGACACCAUUGACUCAUAUAUGAACAGACUGCACAGUAUUAUUUUAGCUAAUCCCCAAGACAAUGAAAACUUCAUAGCUACAGUUCGAGAAGUUGUGAACAGGCUUGAUCGUUAGGGAAUGGUCUUAGAGCUCCGUGGUGUUCUGUGAGUGGUUUUACUUGUGAGGAAUGAGAAGCCAUCCAUGGAAAUUUGAACUGAGCGGAGGCAGAGAGGGGGCACAGAUUGCUCUGCUUGGGGAAGAACUGUCAGUUAGGAGCUAAAUGCCUUCACCCCGGGAAGCCAUGUGAGGGAGCAGCCAGAGGAACAUGGAUGCACUCUUCGUGUGGCACCGGCCUUGUGCAGCUUUGAAAGCGUACAGCCGCUCUCCCAAGUCUUCAGUUUCCUGUCAUCUGCAUUUCUGAUCAAGUGGGUCUGCGGAUAUUCUGCUGACCGGGCAACCCUGACACUGACAUCUUCUGUAGCAGAAAGGAAACCUUCUCAUUGUUCCCCUUCAGAUGGGACCCUUUUAUCUGUGGCUCCAGUUUUCUUACCUAGCUGUCACUUUUUUUUUGUAAUGCCUUUGGGGGUUAUUUUUUAUUUCCUUCACCCCCACCAAGUUAUACAUCUCCAUUUUCUGACCUCUGGGCUUUGUUGCUCAGCUGGCUCUGAAGGAGAGUUUCUCUCAUUGGACAGGCCCAGGCUUCUCCCAUCAUUGUCCUGCUGUGACUCCACAGAAAGGAGCUUCUUGUUGACAGUGUCCUGUAGAGCAGGCUGUGUUUCUUACCCCACAUGGCACUCAGUGGGUGCCAGCCCUCAUCGAGGCUUUGUGAUUGCUGCCCUGAAGGAGAAUGCUCUUUCCUUCCUCCUUGGUACUGCCUGCUGUUUUCUAAGCAUUGCUCCUGCACAUACACGGUGUCCCAGCCCCAGCAAGGCUCUUCUGUUCCCAUCUGUUGGCAGUGUCUUGUGGAGCAUUUUCGCUGAGGAAAAGGUCACUGGUAAACAGGAGAGAAUGGGGAAAGUCGUUUCUGAUUUGGGAUUGGAGAAAAGGAAAAAAAAAACAAAAACAAAAACCCAAAGUCUAUCAUGAAGGAAAACUGAGGGAAUCCCUGUCUGCUUUAGGUGUACUGAUGCUCCGGUGGGGAUAGGUGGAAAUGUUCAAAAUAGUCUCUUGAGCUGACAAACAAGGGCACAGAGGAAUUUGUCUUUCCUCUGUAGCCACAACUGCAAAAUCUAUGUCAAAAGGACGGGCUUCCCUUCCUUUUCCCCUCUCAGUAAGUGAUUUUUUUAACACCACAAGGGGAGAGAGGUUUCUGAUUCUCACCUCAGGGUUUGGUUUUGUUUUGUUUUGUUUUGAUGCUCUAGAGCACAAGGCUGACAGUUGCAGCUGAGAUCUUUGGAACCAAAGUGGGGCAUGCUGAGCCCAUUGUCUAGGCACCGUGCCACUGAAGCAGGUGGAAAUGUGUCCCCCUCACAAUCUGCUCAUAAGCCAGGGUGCAAGCCAGAAACCCCCUGUCGUGUUGCUGCCCCAUCCUGUCUUCUCAGCAUCUCCUUACCUGAUUUCUUUAUUAGCCCAAAGGAAAGAAAAUAACAACAAAAGCAACCUUUUUGCAAAAUGUUAUGUGAGCACACAUCAAAUUUCCGUGCACUGAAGCCUACAUACAACCACUUGACAACUUCCUAGAAUAAGAGCCCAUCAUUCCUUGUUGCUAUAAACCUAGCUUGCUUUUCUGUAUUUUCCUGUUUUUCUGCCCUCGCCUGCUGUUCCUGUCACUUCUCUCAGACUCCUCGCCUGCUCAGUCCAAGCUAGAACACCGUGUGUGUGGCAGAAGGACAGCCAAGCCAGUUCUGGAAGUUUGCGCCUGCCUUCUGCCAGACACUUUGUCUCCUUUCUUCUUUCCUCCUGAUACUUGUCUCUUUCUCCUUUGUGUCAGUUUUGUGCACCUUUGUUAGCAGUGCUGUUGACCGGAAAGACUGCACCUUGGUCCAAAGAUUGGUUCAAAGAUCAUCAUUCUCCCGACUGUAGAUAGGACAUCUGACAUUGAUUUGAAACCUUUGCAUAUUCAGGAAUGUCCCAGAUCUUGGGAGAGAACUACAGUCUAAAACCAUUGUCACAAAAUACACAACCUGCUUUUGAAAUCCCGGCUGUCUCGGUAUCUACACACCUGACUUUGGUGGCUGGGAUUCAGCUGCCACAAAACUGUCAGACUCUGUAAAGCAGGUCUGUGGUACCACCCCCCCCCCCCAGGAGGGGGUGAAUGAGGUUACAGACUAACGCGGUACCUAAUUCAUGUUUCCCAAUAAACCAGUAGCUAUUCCUGCACACUUACAUGUUCUUCUCAAGAAAUUAGUUGUGGCCUAUUCAGUGUUACACAUUUCUUUUUUUCUUUAAUUAAAACCCAAGGAGCAGCUGAGGAAAGUUAAGACAAAGUGUUUUAUUUCUGACAACAUUAAAUUUUAGAAAAAAAAAUUGUGUACAUGUGUUUGGAACUGUUAAAAUGCCAAGUUUUCUGUACAAGUGUUUUUGUAAUUAAACUUUUAGAUUUUCUUUGUUUUUGAAGAAGUUGAUAUGCUUGCUUGACACUUGCCUCAUUAAAACUUUUCU